Rattus rattus (black rat) is the source of this 370-nucleotide messenger RNA. RefSeq names its product CFAP97 domain containing 2 (gene Cfap97d2). The transcript has 3 exons. The record is from RefSeq and is a predicted model, not a curated record. Bases 77 to 370 code for a protein of 97 amino acids. NCBI's taxonomy places the organism in Eukaryota, Metazoa, Chordata, Mammalia, Rodentia, Muridae.
CCCGCAAACAGCUCUGCUGGGGCUGUACUGCUGUGCCUGCUCUUCCCUGAAGGGACCCUGGAGUUUGUGAUCUGAGAUGCAUAGAGUGCCCCAGCUGACCACCCCGUGGGCUAAUAGAGACCUUCAGAGAGCCUGGGAGAAAACCUACCAGAACCACAGGAAAAAGGUCCAGAACGCCCAACCACUCGUGGACACCCGCCCACCACAGACUUACAGCCAUUUCCACCUAAAGUUCAAGAAGUUGAAGAUGGAGGAAGAGAGACUCUCCAUCAUUGACAGAAACAACUACCUGCUUCUGCAGAGGGUGGCCUCCGCCAUGAAAACCGGGAGACGGACUGAUGGGCAAAAUAACUUCACAUGGAAAAGGUAA